Fusarium pseudograminearum CS3096 is the source of this 162-nucleotide messenger RNA. RefSeq lists its product as uncharacterized. Bases 1 to 162 code for a protein of 53 amino acids. The record is from RefSeq and is a predicted model, not a curated record. The transcript has 2 exons. Lineage: Eukaryota; Fungi; Ascomycota; Sordariomycetes; Hypocreales; Nectriaceae.
AUGCCUCGCAACCACAUCCUGAUUGGUACUUUGCCUGUGAUUUGGAGAUGUUUUCUUGUUCAGCGAGCGCUAACCACCAAUAUCAUUAUCACCCUGCCGCAAUUCGCCUUCCAAUCAAUGACACUCCGUGCUACAGCAUUGGCCGCGGUUCUGGCACCUUGA